Penicillium daleae is the source of this 264-nucleotide messenger RNA. Its product is annotated as major facilitator superfamily domain-containing protein. The record is from RefSeq and is a predicted model, not a curated record. Lineage: Eukaryota; Fungi; Ascomycota; Eurotiomycetes; Eurotiales; Aspergillaceae. The coding region runs from base 1 to 264 and encodes 87 amino acids. The transcript has 2 exons.
AUGGCCGCUCUAGGAGGUUUCAGCGGACCGUGGGCGUAUAAGGGAAGCCAGGCAGCGCAGGGUUACCCGGAUGGCCAGAUUGCGACUCUAUGUCUGUUUUGUGCGUCCAUUGUCGCAUAUGUCAUCCUUUGGUUUUAUUAUGGCUAUCGUAAUAAAAGAUCCAUGGCAGGAUUACAGAACCAGUCUGACUCGGCUACUGACCCCAUGAUGGCUUUCAUGGACCUUACAGACAAGGAGAAUCCUACAUUUCGUUAUACUCGAUGA